Messenger RNA from Porites evermanni, 4864 nucleotides. The record is from the annotation of a GenBank genome assembly. Lineage: Eukaryota; Metazoa; Cnidaria; Anthozoa; Scleractinia; Poritidae.
AUGGCGCAGAAGGGAAGCAAAGAAGCAAAUGAGAGUGACGUCACAUCACCUGAUGUAGGGCAAAAGCUGUGUUUUGAUGACGAGACUUUGAAAGGUAAGGUAACGGCUACAAAGACCAUUACCAAGAUAUUCACAUCAGCUUUUAACAUGUCCAAAGAAGACAUAUUUUUCUUAUUUUCUUACGAUCCUAGAAUAAAGCCCAACACGAGCCUUUUCGGAAGCUUGUGCCUUGAAAAAUUAAUGUCACCUUACGCGACAGCUCUCUGUAUAAAGUGUCGAGCAUCUAACAUAAAAAAAAUAAUUAUUAAAGCAAUUCUAGGCCUCAGUUUUGCAAAAAUUUGGUGUUUCUUUGGUGACGUCUGCGCUCAGGAUACAAAGAUAUCUUUCUGCUGGAGGGUCUAUCGUAUGAAGGACAACUGCUAAAAAACGGCCUAUUUCGAUUUCUUUUCGCGUCUUGGGGAUUGUGUAAAUUUUCUGAAGUUUCUGCUGUUUUCUUGAUUUCAUUUAUUUCCUUGCAUAUUUUUGCGAGUUCUUUGGCAUUAUGUAAUAACGACGGAUUUCGGUAAUAACUUACGCAAUUUUUAAAAAUGUCCUGACGAAAAAUGUAAUAAUUUUGUUUUUGCAAGAACAACGUACAAGCAAAUGAGAAAACGAGAAUGAGAAAAAUUAAAUACCUCUUAGCCGAGUUUUCGGUCCGUACUGUAAAUUACGGACCGAUUAUUUUUCCAUCGAUUUAUGGCCCGCGCGCUUCGCGCUUGGGCCAUAAAUCGAUGGAAAAAAACGAGGAUCCGUAAUUUACAGUACGGACAAAAAAAAACGAGGUUAAUAAGAUGUUUAUUAUAUGGCUUCUUCCUGUUUGGGGGACCGAAAACAAGUGCAGGCCGCACGAUUUGACAGUCAUUUGACAGGCAUCAAAAAGGAAAGAUUUUAUUGGCGCACGAAAACAAUAGAACAGAACAAAGGGUUUCCAAGAAAGUAAAAACAAAUUCGCCAUGUUGAAAAGUUUGUUCCGUCAAAACUAAGAGCACUGUAAGUUGAGUAUUUUUGAAACCGGACACUUCUGUCAAGAAGUCGUUUCCAUCUUUCCUCCGUUUGUCCUUGUAAAAAAAAACACUGUAAAAAGGCAAAGAAGCUUUUCAAGGUAAGUUUUUUUGUCAUUGUCGAAGGACUCGCUCGUUAAUUGUUUUUGCGAAAACCUCUCUUUCUGCCAGUUUAUUCUCAUCUUCAACUGUGAUCUGCGUUAAAAUUUUCAAACACUGACUAGAAUUCUCUUCCUCUGUAAGGUUACGGCUUCUUUCUCGUUAAAACAAAGCUAGGUUAAAAUUUGCAACGGCAAAGUCAACAUCCCAGUCCUCAGGGUUUACAGACAUAUUUUAAAGUUUAUUCGGUCAAACUAAGAGCACUGUAAGUAUUCACUCGUUAAUGUGACGCUGGAGUCUUUUGAAAACUGGACAUUGUGUCUGGCUCGAACUCGCUUCUAUCUUUCUUUCGUUGGUCUCCGAAAAAAACACUGCAAAUGGCAGAAAUGGCAAAGAAGCUUGUCAAGAUGAUCGGGUGCAGGUAUGUUUGUUAUCAUAUUUGUCGAAGAAAUUACUCAUUUUCUCUCAGGCAAAACAUCUCGUAUCUCUGCCAGUCUAUUUUCGUCUUCUUAACUGUGUACUACGAUAAAAUUUUCAAACACUGACUAGAACCCUCUCCGAUAAGAUUAAGAGUUAGUUUCCUCAUCGCCUUUGUUCACAAAUAAACACAGUUUAAAAUGUUGAAGGCCAAGGUCAACAUCCAAGUCCUCAAGGUUGACAGGCGUCCUAUAACUUUAUUCAAACCUUUUUUCCGAGGAAAAGAUAUUUAGAGCUCCGAAUUGAGCAUUUUCUUUAAAAAUUUUGGUCGGUAUAGCAAGUUACGGACCGCAAAAUUGACCAAUCGCAUGGCGAAAACAGACUCAGCCAUAUAAUAAUGUUACUUAUUCUCUGGUUCCCCUGGAACGAGAAAGAAGAGAGACCUGAGAACGAGUUUGUGUUAGUGCCUCAUAAACGAAGUGAACGAACCUGGUUUGCUUACUUUGAAUAAACAUUAAGCUUUAGUCCUCGUAUUUAGGUAGUUUUGGUGGAUUUUGCUUAUAUUAGAAACCCGGUCAAGUGAAUUUCAAUUAUCAUUUUUUACGCACCUUUCAAGUUGCCAAUUCAGUCGAACGAAUCAGGCCCAGUAAGUGUGAGAUCAUUUUGACCGAAUUUUUCCCUCGUUUCAUUUCGAAUGAAAUGCACGUGUGGGGCUUCACCGGCCUUCCAACACAGUCAGACGCUCUAUCAUAGGGCCUUGUUUUGCAUUCCUCCUUAACUACUUUAACGAAAGUCCACCUUGUAAUCCCAAAAUACUAAAAUGCGGACAACAAAAUCAUGAUUCACGCGAGGAAAGGCCCAAAUGCCCAUAGAAAAAAGGUUCUUUGCAAGAUCUGAGAUGUACUUGCCAUUACUUUAAUAUCAAUUUUUUUCGUUUUCUCUGUUGUUUGUAUGUUGUUUUUGCAAAAAUAGAAUUAUUACAAUUUGCGUCAGGACACUGUUACAAAUUCGGUAGACGGACGAUUUUGACAACUGAAUUGUUCAGCUAAGUUAAACAAAUUUCACAGGAAAUUAGUGGUGACUGACUGAGCGAGGGAAUUCGAUCGUCGGUGUUUACGAGUUAACAUGCAACAGAGCUGAGCAAACAGCACAACGAGGUAAAAAGGGUCAAAAUACAUGGUGUCCUGCUUCACUUAACAAUUAAUGAAUGAGGCUGAGUAUCUUAUGAAGAAUUAUGGAGAUCGAAGAGGGUAUUAUCCGUCGAGGCCGUAGGUCGAGGCGGAUAACACCCUCCGAGAUCUCCAUAAUCCUUCAUAUGAUACGAAAGCCGAAUUCAAUAAUUGUUUUUAUUAUUCAUUCAAAAUAAUUCCUAAUUUAAAAACAUAGCUAAAACAUGCUUACCUGUAUCGAUGUUAAGUUCAUCUUCGAUAGUGCACAUUUAGGAUUGUUCAGCUCCGCAAAUAUUCUCCAAAUAGCAGAUGUCGUCCUUCGAGUUGUCUUCUUGCAGUGCUUGCCAUGUUUUUAGCUAUUAUUUCGCCUAGUUCUUACUCUUGAAACGAGUGAAAUGUUUGCCAUUUUUGUUUUCACAACUAAAACAACUCAACCUCGUCUCCAGGUCUUCUCUGUUAACGGUGCGUUAACCUGCAAAAAAGCUGCACUUUUGACGUCAUCGGUUGAUUAAUCGCAAAAUUCUUCCAAAUUUGGUCGUCAGUAGCUGGUUAUGGUGAAUUAUGCGUGUGCUUUUAGCCAAUCAGAAUCGGGGAAAUAUUUUGAAUGAAUAAUAAUAUACAUUAAUAAUUUCUCAAUUUAAUUCUUUUCUAGGGAAAGCUGAGGUUUAUUUUAACAAAGGUAAUGAAGCAUACAGAAAAAAAGAUUACAGCAAUGCCGUUUUCUUCUAUACUGAGGGAAUUGAAGUUAACUGUAAGGAUGAAGAUCUCGAAGCUAAACUGUACAGCAACAGAGCACUUGCACAUCAUAAAUUGGGUGAGUCUAUUUUCAUUUUGAAAAUAGAAGGGGGAGAGCAGCCGACUGGUCAGUACCUCGUACUCGAAAUCCUGACGUCUCGGAUUUGUGCUCCGCUCCACCUGCCGGAUUUAUUUCCCGCUAACUUCAAGUUUACUGAUUGCUCGACCGUGCUUGUAAAAUACAACUUGUCUGCCACCUGCCAGUUGGGGCUUUUAAUUAGGUUUUUUUAUUUAGAAUAUAUUUUUGACUUUUUGAACGAAAGAAGAGCAUUUGUUUUCGUACUUUUUCAUUUUUCAUUAACUCUUAUUACUAAUAGGUGUCGUACUGGUUUUAACACCUCGCACUAUUCUUAAAGGGAACCUCCACUCUUACUACAGAAUAAGUUUAAAUCGAAUAAAAUUAUGUUGAUAAACAAAUUUGUUUGAAAUUUGUCUUAAAAAAAGUGUUUAUAUCAGGAAAAGUGAAUUUUAAAAUCGCUUAUUUUCACUUUCAAAUUUCGUGGGCGCCGCCAUCUUGAAUAAUUGUGACGUGUUACGGUUGCUCUGUUGUUCUGACACAAAGAGCUUUUGUUUAAUAACAAUAGGGCAACCAUUACACGUCACAAUUAUUCAAGAUGGCGACGCCCGCAAAAUUUGAAAACAAAAAUAGGCGAAUCUAAAAGUUAUUUCUUUCGGAUACAAACGCUUUCUUUAAAAAUAUUUUAGAUUGACUUGACUGUAACAGUUAUUUCCUGUGAUUUAAAGUUAUCUUUUUGUUGAAGUGGAGGUUCCCUUUAAGAGAAGAAUAACGACGCAUUUUUUAACAAGGGUUGCGGCAUUUUGUUACAACUUACGCACAUUGUCAUAAGAGCUGUGGCAUUUUGUAAUAAAUGGAGGUUACGCAUUUUGUAAGCCAUAUUAAUCAUUAGUUUCUAGUUAGCUAGUUUUUACGAGAUACAUUAUUAAUUUUGCUUAAAUUUAAAGACCCCUUCAAUUUCAAUAAUAUUUCUAAUACACCUUUAGAGGUCCGACAGUAUUUUGUAAGCUCGAGUUGCAUGUUCUUAGACAAGAAAACCCUGCUUCAAAUUUGGCUUAAACUUAACCAACUUUCGAGGAGCUGGGCCCGGUUCAUUACAAAAAGGCCGCAGUUCUUAUUACAAAAUACGUAAGUUGUUACAAAAUACCGCAACCCUUGUUACAAAAUGCGUAAGUUAUUACAAAAUGCGUCGUUACUAGAGAAUGUGUUUUUUAUUGCUUUAUCACGGCGUUUUUUCUUUUUUUGCAACACUCAUAGGAAAUUACAGUGGCUCACUUAGAGAUGCAAAAGUUGUCAAGGACAUACGACCACUGUUUAUCAAAGCAAUA